This is a messenger RNA of Toxorhynchites rutilus septentrionalis, 1484 nucleotides long. RefSeq names its product glycine receptor subunit alpha-2-like. Gene Ontology annotation, cellular component: membrane; synapse; neuron projection. Gene Ontology annotation, molecular function: transmembrane signaling receptor activity; chloride channel activity; extracellular ligand-gated monoatomic ion channel activity. Bases 696 to 1421 code for a protein of 241 amino acids. The record is from RefSeq and is a predicted model, not a curated record. Gene Ontology annotation, biological process: nervous system process; signal transduction; regulation of membrane potential. The transcript has 4 exons. NCBI's taxonomy places the organism in Eukaryota, Metazoa, Arthropoda, Insecta, Diptera, Culicidae.
UCAAUACUUGAACACAAUCAGUUCGAUUUCCGCUCUUUUCCCAAACGGUUUCCAUGUUUUUUUCAUUUCUCGCACAGCUCAUAAUACGAAAAUACUGAUAGUUCUUGGAGUCGUCAAAUUUUCAGUCACCGAAAAUGGAUUAACUUCUUCAAUGUAGGGCUCAUCCAAGGCUUGGCUGGAUAGUGAUAAAGUUCCCCAAAUGGGUCUCCGAUUGAAUAUCUAAGCAGUUCGUGCGGGCGCAGAUACGUAUAAAAAUGAAAUCCAAGUUCAGGAAGUGGAAAAAACUUCGUUUCAGACUGUGAUGUGGCGCGCCUAAAACCCAAAGUUGAAUUCAAAUCAAUGAUAUUUUACUCCCAAGCGUUUAAAAGUUUGAAUUUCCAGUGCCCAAGCUUUCCAUCGGAGUCGAAUUGGGUUGAGUGUAACGGAAUUUUUAUUUGAGUAUGUCAUCGAUCAACCCGAAGAUAACUUAAAAGUGCAUACGAAGGUUGUUCUGUUGGCUGUGUUAAUGUUGGCCAUUCUUGCAGUAAUUCCCAACGAUGGUGUUUUCUUCAUGAAAAAUAGUGAAAAUGACUGUUUAGUUACCAUUAGAAUAAUAGUGAAUAGUUAUUUCGUUCUGACAUAAAUUUUGUUCUCAUCGAUCGGAAAAGUAAACGUGGCUCUGUGAGACCAUCGGUGAAUGUUCCGUCGUAACCAUCAUGACCGGAAGGUGGAUACUCCUGCUGAUUCCUAUGCUAAUAAACAUUCAGCAAACAUUCGGCGCGAAAAACUCUCGAAAUAACUAUGCCAACUACUCCGACAGCAGUGAACUCUCGAAGCACCCUGCCGCAAGUCUGUCGUUGACCGACAUCUUACCGACGCAUCAGAAGACCUACGACAAAAAUCGAGCACCGAAGCUUCUGGGUCAGCCCACGGUGGUUUAUUUCCACGUAACGGUUCUAUCGAUUGAUUCGAUAAACGAAGAAUCAAUGACGUAUGUAGCAGACAUAUUUUUGGCACAAAGUUGGCGCGAUCCACGGCUGCGAUUGCCGGAGAAUAUGAGCGAAGAGUACCGGAUACUGGACGUCGACUGGUUGCACAGCAUCUGGCGGCCGGACUGUUUCUUCAAGAAUGCCAAGAAAGUUACCUUCCACGAGAUGAGCAUACCGAAUCACUACUUGUGGCUGUAUCACGACAAAACGCUGCUUUACAUGUCCAAGCUGACGCUGGUACUGUCGUGUGCGAUGAAGUUCGAGUCAUAUCCGCACGAUACCCAGAUUUGUUCGAUGAUGAUCGAAAGCUACUGCAGCGUGAAUAUCAUAGCUAUGAUCCGUACCGUAACUUCACUCAACCUUCGAGUUCAAAAUUUAUGCUGCAGUGAAAAUUUUAUGCAAAGCUACGUUCAACACUACAUAAAUAUAAAUGCAAAUUUCAAUGUUUCGUAACACAACUAAACCAUAAAAAUAACAAUAAAAUAAACAGAUGAUUGACUUAUACUGACCUGUUAA